Tauraco erythrolophus (red-crested turaco) is the source of this 1912-nucleotide messenger RNA. NCBI's taxonomy places the organism in Eukaryota, Metazoa, Chordata, Aves, Musophagiformes, Musophagidae. The record is from RefSeq and is a predicted model, not a curated record.
AGUCACAUUGAUCAGACAACAACAUGGCAAGAUCCUAGGAAGGCCAUGCUUUCCCAGAUGAAUGUUACAGCUCCCACCAGUCCUUCCGUGCAGCAGAACAUCAUGAACUCGGCAUCAGGCCCACUCCCCGAUGGAUGGGAACAAGCUAUGACCCAGGAUGGAGAAAUUUACUACAUAAACCAUAAGAACAAGACCACAUCUUGGCUAGACCCAAGGCUUGACCCACGCUUUGCCAUGAAUCAGCGAAUCAGCCAAAGUGCCCCAGUGAAACAGCCACCCCCUCUGGCUCCUCAGAGUCCCCAGGGUGGUGUGAUGGGUGGGAGUAGCUCCAAUCAGCAACAACAGAUGAGACUUCAGCAGCUGCAGAUGGAGAAGGAAAGGCUGAGACUGAAGCAUCAAGAACUGCUGCGGCAGGCAUUGCGGAAUAUCAAUCCCAGCACAGCAAAUUCUCCAAAACAUCAGGAAUUGGCUCUCCGAAGCCAGCUUCCAACGAUGGAACAAGACAGCGGAUCUCAAAAUCCCGUGUCAUCUCCUGGAAUGUCUCAGGAACUAAGAACAAUGACUACAAAUAGUUCUGAUCCCUUUCUUAACAGUGGAACAUAUCACUCCAGAGAUGAAAGCACAGACAGUGGACUUAGCAUGAGCAGUUACAGCGUACCCAGAACCCCCGAUGACUUCCUGAACAGUGUUGAUGAGAUGGAUACAGGUGACAGUAUCAGCCAAAGCAACAUACCAUCCCAUCAGAACCGUUUCCCAGACUACCUUGAAGCCAUUCCAGGGACAAAUGUGGACCUUGGGACACUGGAAGGAGAUGGGAUGAAUAUAGAAGGAGAAGAACUGAUGCCAAGUCUGCAAGAGGCUUUGAGCUCUGACAUCCUUAAUGACAUGGAAUCUGUCUUGGCAGCCACCAAGCUAGAUAAAGAGAGUUUUCUUACUUGGUUAUAGGAGCCUCAGGGAGACUGAAUUCUAAAUCUGUGAAGGAUCUAAGGAGAAUAGGACAUUUGUAUCUGAAGUUCAGAACAAGCCAGUGUGGCACACUUUGGCUUAUGUUCAGAAAAAGUAAAUGAACAAAUACUCAACAAGAUUCUUUUGUUUUGCUCUUCCUUGUCCAUCGCUGCUGUUAUAUAUUGCUGACUUUUUUCCACAGUUGACUCUGAAGAACAGACAUCUUCUUGAUCUUUUUCUAUUGCUGUUGCAACUACUGUUCAAGGGGGGUGGGGAGGGAUGAUGAACCUAUUUGGAUGACGAAUGCCAUUCCUUUUGUCCUAGUGUGUGCUUGCAUAUCGUUUUAUCUUAAGUACUCAGAUUUGAGAGUUAAUUUCUGCAUGUCACUGCUCGUAGUUCGCUCAGCUAGUUGUCUCCUGCUGCCUGUGGCAAGUGGUAAAACAUGACGUAUUGGAGUGACAAGCCAAAAAUGAUGUAUCUGGUCAAAAGAAGUCAAUACUGAUUUGGAGAUAUGACUUAAAGGAGGGCUGAAGACUGUAUGGCAUUAAGUGUUUCUACUAGUAGCUCUUUCAUUAGUCACACAGUGCUCUUGUUCAUAUUUUAUGUUAUAGUAAAUCAUGAGUCAUUUUACAUAGAAACAUAUAUGAACUUUGAUUGUUGCCACAUAUUCUAGCCUAACUUUUGUUUGUCAAAAAUAGUUUGAUUAUUUUUGUUAGUUGGUUUAACUGUAGCUGUAGGAUGGGAAGUAAUUAUAGGUGUUCUUUUUUUUUUUAAUAGUGAAAUCUAAGAGUUUUUUCUGAUUUCACAUAGUCUUAUUUAAAUCUGAAUUGUCUGCUUUUUUUAUACUUAAAACAUGCCUAUUGUAUCCUGAUAAGCUAGUGAGUACAUAAAUCAGUAUGUUUUGCCUGUAACUUUUUUUAUUUUUUUAAAGGCUAGCUUUGAAUGUAAUCAUUAGAUUUCAUGACCA